Molecule: messenger RNA, 2314 nt
Organism: Boeremia exigua
Lineage: Eukaryota; Fungi; Ascomycota; Dothideomycetes; Pleosporales; Didymellaceae
Exons: 2
Coding region: 109-2025 (638 amino acids)
Biological process (GO): secondary metabolite biosynthetic process
Molecular function (GO): flavin adenine dinucleotide binding; oxidoreductase activity, acting on CH-OH group of donors
Source: RefSeq, a predicted model, not a curated record
AAACUUUGGACAUCCCGCGUUUAGAACUGGGUAGAUCCUGCGGUUCGCUCAUUUCCCGCAAUCAACCAGCACCCAAUCCAUCGGUUUCAUUCUUUUAAUUUCUGUAUAAUGGGUUCCCUUUUCAACAGCAUCUGUCUUUUCACUUGCUGGCUCCCUAAUCUUCUGAACCCACCGCAGCAGGGAUCUUCGGGCUCGGAGCCAGUGAUCGCUGGAAAAACAUACGACUACAUUGUCGUCGGAGGCGGGCUCACAGGACUCACUGUCGCCGCUCGUCUGAGUGAAGACAGUAGUCGUACCGUGUUAGUCAUUGAGAAUGGCUACCUUGUGGACGAUGUCUCAACCCAAGUGCCAUCCUAUGCAAACAGCUUGAACGUAGGGCUGAUGUAUGAUAUCACAUCGGCCCCCAAUGUCAACCUUGGAGGCCAGACCAAACCUGUGUACGUGGGCAACGUCGUCGGUGGUGGCUCAGUUGUGAACGGCAUGGCAUUUGACCGUGCGUCUGCUGCUGAUUAUGAUGCUUGGGAACGCCUUGGUAAUACUGGAUGGAACUGGAACGGUCUGCUGCCUUACUUCAAGAAGUCUACUACGUUCACACCACCGUUGCUGUCCAUCCUCCAGGGUUUUGGCAUAACGUUCGAUGCCUCUUACUACGGCAUAAAUGGUCCGAUCCAAGCCUCAUUCCCUAACUUCGAGUACUCGGAUGUUGCUACCAUCUGGGCAGCUUACAAAGCUCAAGGGGUCCCUCUGCCCAAGGAACAUGCUUCUGGUAACGCCGUUGGUGCCUACUGGGUUCCUACUGCACUUCGACCGUUGUCACAAACUCGGUCUGAUGCGAGGAAUGGGUAUUACGAUCCGAUCAAAAGUCGUAGUAACCUCGUCCUCGUCACGGGCAAGACUGUCAACGAGGUGCUUUUCGAUCAGAGUCCAUUCACUGGUAUCAAGGCGAAAGGCGUCCAGUACGUCUCACGCUCAGACAAAUCCGUCAAACAGGUCUUCGCCCGUCGUGAGGUCAUCAUGGCUGCGGGAGCCGUCUUCACACCUCAACUACUUCAGCUGAGUGGUCUUGGACCAAAGGAUGUCCUGAAUGCAGCAGGAGUGCGCGUUAAGAAGGACAUGCCAGCAGUAGGCGCAAAUAUGCAAGAUCACCCCAACGCCAAUAUGGUAUUCGACCUCAAGGACCUAGCAGUCCCAAAUCCACUGUCGGGCCUGGACCCAACCAUCAACGCUUCGUCAUGGGCACAGUACAACGCCAACAAGACUGGCCCCAUCACCCAAGCCCACGGAAGCAGCCUCGCCUUCCUGAGUCUGCAAACCAUCACAGAUAAAUACGCGUCCAUCGUCUCAUCCAUCAGGAGCCAAAACGCACGCAGCUACCUCCCCUCCGUGUACAGCGACUCGAAGCUCCUCGCCGGCUUCAACAAGCAGCGCGAGAUCAUCGCAGACCUGCACUCCCGCAGCGACGCCGCCGCCGCCGAAUUCCCCAUGGUUGCCUUCGGCCUCGCCAUCGGCGCACUGCAGCGCCCGCUGUCCCGCGGCACCAUCACCCUCAACCCCUCCAACAAAUACGGCGCGCCCGUCGUCCAAUGGAACACCUUCCAGAACCCUAUCGACCGGCAAAUCAUCGCCGAGAUGGUGCGCUGGCUGCGACAGCACUGGGCGCGCCCCGAGCUGGCCAAGUUCUCGCCUGUCGAGAUUGUCCCUGCGGACGGCGAGACUGACGACGAGAUCAUUGACGCCCUGAUACGGACUAAAGCACUCGAGGCCAGCUUUGCGCAUAUGUCGGGUAGCUGUGCGAUGAUGCCCGAGGCGCUGGGUGGUGUGGUUGGCGCCGAUUUGCUGGUGUAUGGGGUUAAGCAGCUCAGUAUCGUGGAUGGGAGUAUUAUUCCCUUGGUGCCUGCGACACACUUGCAGGCGACUAUGUAUGCGGUGGCUGAGAAGGCGGCGGAUCUGAUCAAGGCGAGGAAUGGGUCGCCGUCAUCAAUCUUCAACUUGUUUGGUAUUUUUGGUCGAUUAAGGUUAUGGUAAACGCAGUAGGCUGCAAGAACUUCACUGUAAAUAUUUCUCUUAGUGUCUAUUACAAAUACUUCUCCAUUUGACAUUCGCUGCGUCUUCGAGUUUGGGUAUGUGACGACACAGCUUCUGCUUUGAUGUUCUGGAUCUACGCACUGUUCUCAGUCAGUCCUCGCAAGUAUCAAUUGGAACCAAUAGCUCCAUCAUGUAUGUGGUGGUGCUUGAGUCACAGCCCGUCUGUAAUCGAAAAGCCUUAAGAUCUGUCUAAAGCUGUCUCUACCUGUGGCCCAGCCAUCAAAACCAC